Molecule: messenger RNA, 420 nt
Organism: Brassica oleracea var. oleracea
Lineage: Eukaryota; Viridiplantae; Streptophyta; Magnoliopsida; Brassicales; Brassicaceae
Product: cytochrome c oxidase assembly protein COX15
Exons: 2
Coding region: 1-420 (139 amino acids)
Biological process (GO): heme A biosynthetic process
Cellular component (GO): mitochondrial inner membrane
Molecular function (GO): oxidoreductase activity, acting on NAD(P)H, heme protein as acceptor
Source: RefSeq, a predicted model, not a curated record
AUGUCAACUUUAGCGGCGACUAGCUCAGAGAGUAAAGAGGGUUUGAAGCUGCUUGUCACCGGAGGACCCCAAGCUCGCAAAUUGGUCGGAACAUGGCUUUUCGGUUCAGCAGCUUGGGUGUUCAGCAUGGUGGUACUAGGCGGUGUAACCCGGUUAACUCGGUCCGGUUUAUCCAUGACUGAUUGGAAGUUCACAGGAGAGUUCCCUCCUCUGUCAGACGAAGCUUGGGCUAAGGAGUUUGAGAAAUAUAAACAGUCACCUGAGUAUAAACGUGUGAACAAAGGGAUGAAUCUUGAGGAUUUCAAGUUCAUAUAUUGGAUGGAGUAUGCUCAUCGUAUGUGGGGAAGAGGGUUAGGGAUCAUGUUUGCUUUGCCUUUUUCUUAUUUCUUGCGUAAAGGCUAUAUUACUCUACUUCUUUGA